CUUGCACUUGAACCUCAUCAUGUCUCGUUUUAGGGGGGGCGAAGAGCAACAGCCAGACAUGGUUCAUAACCCAAACCCUGUCCCCAGGGAUGACGAGUAUUUGCCCUACCCAGCCUUGGCCCCCGUGGUUUUCUUUGGCAUAAAACAAACCACAAGACCCCGUAACUGGUGUCUGAAAGUUGCCUGCAGCUUAUGGUUGGAAUAUGUAUCCAAACUGAUGGCGCUGCUCAGCUGUGCCAUUGUGUGCAUGUACAAGCCCUAUGAGGAGCCCUCAAACCUACUUAAGAUCUUGGAGCCUCUGACAUUCAGCUUCUUCAUGGUGGAGAUGCUCUUGAAGAUGCUGGCCCUGGGAGUCUUUGGCUAUCAAGGAAGUUACCUAAGCAACAACUGGAACAAGUUUGACGUCUUCAUCAACACUGUGAAUGCAGUAGAUUAUGUUCUGGCUUUCCUCGGCAUCAACUGGCAGAUCUCUAAAUCGCUGGAGCCAAUGCGUCUGAUUGGCAGAAUAUCGAGUAUGCGAGCCUUGAUGAAAGUCCUCCUAGACAUGAUGCCUAUGCUCAUAAAUGUUUUCAUCCUCUACUUCUUCAUCAUCAACGUCUUUGCCGUCGUGGGAGUCCAGCUGUGGGCAGGGAAGCUGCGCAAUCGCUGCUUCCUGGGAGAGGACAUUAUCGGGAAGUACAAUGUGUCCAUGAGUCCAUUCUACGAGCCCGAGGACAGUGAAAGAUACCCCUUCAUCUGUUCACUUGGCAAGCACGGGAUGCGGCGCUGCAGUGGUGUACCGCCUUCCAGAGACAAUGGCAAACUCUGCUCAGUGGCUGCUCCUGACAAUGCUUCAGCUGCAAGUCACUCCUUCAGGAUGGUCGGUGAUGUCAGUACUGAAGAAUGUAUUAACUGGCACAUGUACUACAAUGUCUGUCGCACCGGGAAUCACAACCCUCACAGGGGAGCCGUCAACUUCGACAACAUCGGCUACGCCUGGAUGACCAUAUUCCAGGUUGUCAUGCUGGAGGGAUGGACAGAGAUUAUGUUUUAUGUCAUGGACGCACAUUCCUUUUGGAGUUUUGUCAUUCUCAUACCUGUCACCAUUAUGGGCUCCUUCGUCAUGAUGAACGUGUGUGCAGUCGUCAUCGUCAACCAGUUCACGGAGAGCGCACAGAGGGAUACGGGACAGCGGGGUGCUGGUGCUGCGUCCAUCGCAUGGCUCUGUUACAUGUUGACCUCCUCUCUGCGGGUCAUCUCCUCUAUAUACAACAGUAGGCGACAUAACACGGUGCAGCCUCAGGACAGCAUGGAGGGUUCCUUAAUGGUUCACAUCUGGGCGCCGUUCAAGAGAAAACUGAAGUACAUCGUGGACAGUAAGCUGUUCACCCAAGGGAUCAUGUUUGCCAUUUUCUUCAGCGUGGUCUCCAUGGCCAUAGAGCACCACGGGCAGUCUAAGGAGCUGACACAGAUGCUACAGGUCACUAACAUCGUCUUCAUCAUCAUAUUUAUCGUGGAGAUGGCCAUGAAGCUGCUGGUUCUCUCAGGAGCGUACUUCUGGGACCCAAACAAUGUCUUUGACUUUGUUAUCGUCAUCAGCAGUGUGUGGGAGGUGAUCGCUAAAGCCGACAGCAGGUUGUCCAUUCUGCGUGUGUUUCGUCUGCUGCGGUUCGUGAGGCUGGUUAAAUUCCUCCCUCACCUGAAGAGACAGCUGCUCGUGCUGAAGAGGACCAUACAGGAGGCCGCCGUGCUCUGUGGGCUGCUGCUCGUUGGCAUACUGGUUUUUAGUGUGCUGGGUAUGCAGCUGUUCGGGAAUAAAUUCAGCUUCCAGACAAAGAAUGGAGUCACCGUCGCUGAUCGAAAAAACUUUGACAGCAUACUCUGGUCCAUGGUCACUGUGUUCCAGGUUUUGACUAUGGAGGACUGGAAUCUGGUGCUAUACAACGCCAUGUCCGCCACCUCACCCUGGGCUGCUCUCUACUUUGUCGGGCUCAUUGUGUUGGAAAAACAUAUUCUUCUCAAUAUACUCAUGGGCAUAGUGGUUGAGAGCUUCCAGGAAAAGUGCACCAGCUCCCCUCUCUCUUCCUGCACCAAUCUGGCUCACUUGAGCCCUUCAGACAACAAUGAGGAGAAUGACCCCAUGAGACCGGACUGCUCCCCCUCCGGUCAUAGCUCCACUGAGAUGAACACAGAGGAAGAGACAGGCACCAAUGAGAUCGUCAGAGUGCAAGAGUUAAUAUUGGAGAUUUUUGAACCGGAUACAGAGAGUGCUCCGCUGGUGCAAAGAGCAUGAAGACUAACACUGUACAUACUGUCUCCACAGAACAGGCUGCGUGUCUGUUGCCAACGUUUUAUCUCUCACGUGAUGUUUGACCGCGUCAUUCUGUUCUUCAUUCUCCUCAAUUGUGUCACCAUUGCUAUGGAGAGACCUGGAAUAUCCCCUGAAAGUGGGGAGCGAUGGAUCAUUGAUAUAUCCUGUUACGUGUUCUCCACCAUCUUCCCUAUAGAGAUGCUUAUCAAGGUCCUGGCUCACGGUUUGGUGUUUGGCAAGGAGACCUACUGCCGCUCUCCCUGGAAUGCUGUGGAUGGUCUGCUGGUGGUUCUGUCUGUAGUCGACACCAUUGUCUCUCUGACCAGCAGCGGCAAGAAUAAUAAGCUGGGAAUCCUCAAAGUUUUGCGCCUGCUGCGCACACUUCGCCCACUGAGGGUUAUCAAGCGAGCACCGAAACUGAAGUUGGCCGUGGAAGCUCUGAUCGCCUCAAUUAAACCCAUCGGGAACAUCGUUCUCAUCUGCUGUGCCUUCUUCUUGUUCUAUGGCAUCCUCGGUGUGCAGCUGUUCAAAGGGAAGUUCUUCUACUGUGCGGGUCAGGACACAAGAAACAUCACCAGCAAGUCUGAGUGCCUGUCAGCCGACUAUCAAUGGGUCCGAAAGACGUACCACUUCGACAACCUGCCUCAGGCUCUGUUGUCCUUGUUUGUAAUGUUCUCUAAGGACAGCUGGGUGAACAUCAUGUACGAUGGACUGGAUGCUGUUGAAGUAGACAAACAGCCCGUGCAGAACCACAAUGAGUGGAUGCUCCUUUUUUUCAUCUCCUUCAUGAUCAUAAGCUUUGUUCUGCUCGACAUGUUCAUCGGCGUGAUGGUGGACACCUUCCGUCAGUGUCAGCAGGAGCAGAAAAUCAAAGACGAGUGGUUACGAGAAGAAGAAGACCAAACGCAGGUGGAGUGCGGCGAGCCUGUGCAGCCGUAUUACACACACUACUCUCACAUGCGUCAGUUAAUCUAUGAUCUGUGUGUCAGCGACUUCCUGGAGUACUUCAUGACAGCCAUAGUUUGCAUCAGUGUGUUGAUGAUGGCUUUCGAACACUAUAAUCAACCUGAGUAUAUAGAGAAACUUGUAGAGUAUUUCUUCUAUGUGUUCACCGCCAUCCUGUUAAUGGAGAUCCUGCUGAAGCUCGUGGCAUUUGGCGUCCUGAGGUUCUUUAAAAUGAGGUGGAAUCUUCUGGACGUUGGUGUCGCCUUGAUUUCCAUCAUCAGCAUUGUCGUGGACAAGACAAAAGCACAUGUAAUUCCCAUUAAUCCCAGCAUCCUGAGAGUCUGCAGAGUACUCCGACUAGCACAAGUGCUGAAGGCCAAAAGGCUCAGACUUCUGCUGAGAACCAUCAUCAAGACGUUAUCACAUGUUGAAAACAUUUGUCUGCUCUUCAUGUUCUUCUUCUUCAUCUACGCUGUGCUGGCAGUGGAGCUCUUUGGCAGGCUUUCAUGCAGCGACCAUAACCCGUGUCACGGUUUACAUCGGUAUGCCAACUUCAGGCAUUUUGGGAUGGCCCUGCUGACGCUCUACCAAGUGUGCACCGGAGACAACUGGAGCGGGAUUAUGAGAGACACGUUGAGGUUGUGUCGUCCUGGUGACGAUGGCUGCCUUAGUUACCUGCACUGGGCCUCUCCCAUCUGGUUCACCAGCUUUGUGGUCAUGGGGCAGUUUAUGCUGGUCAACCUGGUGGUGGCAACGAUCAUGCAAGCUCUGGAGGAAAGCAACGAGAACAAGGCCAUUAACCUCCCACCCCAGGAAGGGGAAGCAGAACACGACACUGUCCGCAGCCUCCAGGACAGUGAGUCAGACACUGAAGAAGGAAGCUGAUCUGAAGCCACGAGUUCCUUGAAUGAUUUCAUGUGUAAAUAACAAAUGUUUAUGUUGUAUAUGUAUGUGAUUUGAAUCCACGUGAUGGCUAUUGAUUGAGUGUAUUGCACACUGUAUAUAUUGAUGUUUGUUUUAUUGUUUUAUGUGUAAAUAACAUGCAGAAGUUGUAUGUGAACUGGAUUCGAAGCCGCCCUGUUGAUUUUAGUCCAACAGAAUGAAUUAAAACAUGUAUUUGUACAUGUAUAUGUGUAUAUUGACGAUUUUAUAGAAAUUAUUUUAAGCGGUUAUACAAACAGUUGAUGUUGA
Messenger RNA from Larimichthys crocea (large yellow croaker), 4426 nucleotides. RefSeq names its product voltage-dependent T-type calcium channel subunit alpha-1I. The record is from RefSeq and is a predicted model, not a curated record. NCBI's taxonomy places the organism in Eukaryota, Metazoa, Chordata, Actinopteri, Sciaenidae. Gene Ontology annotation, biological process: calcium ion import across plasma membrane. Gene Ontology annotation, cellular component: membrane; voltage-gated calcium channel complex. Gene Ontology annotation, molecular function: high voltage-gated calcium channel activity.